Molecule: messenger RNA, 2100 nt
Organism: Drosophila innubila
Lineage: Eukaryota; Metazoa; Arthropoda; Insecta; Diptera; Drosophilidae
Product: putative fatty acyl-CoA reductase CG8306
Exons: 7
Coding region: 417-1967 (516 amino acids)
Biological process (GO): long-chain fatty-acyl-CoA metabolic process
Cellular component (GO): peroxisome
Molecular function (GO): alcohol-forming very long-chain fatty acyl-CoA reductase (NADP+) activity
Source: RefSeq, a predicted model, not a curated record
CGUUUCGGCCGGCAAACGUGCAAGUUGUGAAUUGUGGAUUGUGGAAGUGCGACGAUCCACGUAGAGCUUUCAAGCGAGUAAAGUUACCCGCACAUAAAGCAACGUAACUGUUCAUCACUGCAUACAUAUUCACACAGGCACACGCACACACAGAACCAUUUAUAAAAAUAUCUGUAUACAGAUGUGUUUGUGCAUUUUGUUUACUGCCGGAGCAACAACGACAAAACAAACAACAACCGAGUGAAAGAGGAAAGAGGGAACAACGAAAAAAGAGCCCCAGUUUUUAGAGACACCGCACGAAAAAAAGAGAAAUUUUGUGUGUUCUAUUCAAAUCUUGAGACGACAACUAAGUAUACAUUAACUUAAGCUAACCAGUAAUUUGAGGAACAACAAAAACAACAGCUGCUCCCCUUAAAAUGGCCAGCACACCGAUUGCAAAUUUCUAUGCGGGACGCAAUGUAUUUAUUACAGGCGCCACAGGCUUUGUAGGCGUCACCAUAGUCGAAAAGCUGCUGCGGGAUGUGCCCAAUGUGGGCACCCUGUAUUUGCUGAUGCGCGCCAAAAAGGGCAAAAACGUGCAGGAACGUCUGGAGGAGCUGAAGAAGAACUCUGUGUUUGAUCGCUUCAAGGAGCUGCAGCUGGAGUCACGUCUGUCCAAGAUUGUGCCCAUUGAGGGCGACGUUGGACUAGAUAAUCUAGGUAUCGCGCCAAAGGAUCGCCAAACACUUAUCGACAAUGUGAACGUGGUGUUCCAUUCGGCUGCUACGUUGGAUUUCUUCCAAUCCCUCAAAGAGACAACGAACAUCAAUUUACGUGGCACACGUCGCGUUGUGGAACUGUGCCAACAGUUGCGUAAACUGGACGCUUUGGUCCAUGUGUCCAGUGCAUAUGUGAAUGCCUACAUUACCGAGGUGGAGGAGAAGCUGUAUCCCUUGCCCGAUGAUCCAGAAAAGAUUAUUCAGCUGGCGGAAACACUUAACGACGAAGCUCUCAAAGCACUGGAGCCAAAAUUACUGAAGGAUCAUCCCAAUACUUACACGUUCACCAAGCAUCUGGCUGAGCAUGAGGUGGCCAACGUGGCCAGCCGUUUCCCCUGCGGCAUUGUGCGUCCCAGCAUGAUCACGGCUGCUUGGAAGGAACCAAUACCCGGUUGGACCAUUUCGAAGAACGGACCACAGGGCUUCUUUAUGGGGGCCUCGAAGGGCAUUUUACGUCGCCUGCCAUUGGAUCCGACUUUGAUUAUGGACUACAUUCCCAUCGAUGUGGUGGUCAAUGGCAUUAUAGCGACUGGUUACUAUGUCCACACACUUAAAGUCAAGAAUGGAGAUCGUCCUGCCGACCUGCAAAUCUUCCAUUUGACUUCGAGCACAUAUAAACCAUUCCGUUUCGAGUUUUUGACGGACAAGAUCAAUAGCUAUUUGCAUGAGUAUCCACUCAACAGUGCCGUCUGGUAUCCCAAUCUCCGUCUGGUGAAGAGUCUAUUCCUGUUUCGUAUUGGCGCCAUUCUGUUUCACUUUAUACCCGGCUUCUUCCUUGAUUUAGUUACCAAAAUAGCGGGUGGCAGACCCAUUUUGAUUCGUCUGCACAAGAACGUCUGGAACUCGCUAAACACCUUGGAGCGUUUUAUAUUCACGGAAUGGCAUUUUGACAGCAAACGUCUAUUGUCGCUAUCCAAAUCGUUGGAUCCCGUGGACAGAAAAAAGUUUAUCAUUGACAUUGGUGAACUCGCUUGGGAUGAUUACUUUGCCAACACGAUCAAAGGAGUGCGUCAGUAUUUGAGUAAGGAGUCUCCCAAGAAUCUGGAAAAGGCACGUCGCAAGGACAAAAUUCUGCUUGGACUUCACGUUGCGUUGCAGCUUAUCUUCUACUACGGCAUCUUCAAGCUGAUCAUUGGAGUGACCGGUGUGUCCUCUGCAAAGGCGGCCCUUAUCUUGCCCGUGUUUUACUAUCUGUUCGGACUGAUUUAGGGUCAUUUUACAUCUGGGAAUGUAUGUUAUAUAUAGUUAAACAGUUUGCAAUAAUUAUUUAUGUGUAAUUUGAUCAAGGUUUGGUAUAACAUCUAUUCAUUUAUUUUAAAUGCAAAAUAUAAGAUAUUCAAGC